GGUGCAGAACAUUGUUCAGAGUGUCGAAACUUUCAGGACGGUGAGUUUUGUGUGGAUCAUUGUCCCAGUGGUGUGAAGGAGGAUCAGCAGACUGUGUGGAAGUACAGCAACGCUACAGGACACUGUCUGCCCUGCAACACAAACUGCACGCUGUCCUGCACUGUGAUGGACGAGAGAGGCUGCCCCAUUGAUACCAGGACAGGACCGGGUACAACCAUCGCAGCUGCAGUGGGUGGCGUGGUGCUCUUCUUCAUCCUGCUCGCUCUGCUGGUCUUCUACCUGAGGAGGCAGAAGAAGCUGAGAAGGAAGGAGACAAUGAGGAGGAUCCUGCAAGAACAUGAGCUGGUGGAGCCUCUAACACCCAGCGGCGCAUCACCCAAUCAGGCUCAGAUGCGUAUCCUGAAGGAGACUGAGUUGAAAAAACUCAGGGUGCUGGGUGCAGGGGCCUUUGGUACUGUUUACAAGGUAUGUGU
Plectropomus leopardus (leopard coralgrouper) is the source of this 473-nucleotide messenger RNA. The record is from RefSeq and is a predicted model, not a curated record. Lineage: Eukaryota; Metazoa; Chordata; Actinopteri; Perciformes; Serranidae.